This is a messenger RNA of Erpetoichthys calabaricus (reedfish), 1506 nucleotides long. RefSeq names its product potassium channel subfamily K member 13-like. Gene Ontology annotation, biological process: potassium ion transmembrane transport; stabilization of membrane potential. Gene Ontology annotation, cellular component: membrane. The transcript is spliced from 2 exons. The record is from RefSeq and is a predicted model, not a curated record. NCBI's taxonomy places the organism in Eukaryota, Metazoa, Chordata, Cladistia, Polypteriformes, Polypteridae. Gene Ontology annotation, molecular function: potassium ion leak channel activity. Bases 180 to 1400 code for a protein of 406 amino acids.
GUAAUAUCGCUCGAGUUCCAUUUAUUUAAGAGUGCAUAAUUAUUUUUCAGAUUUUUGAGCAUUUCUAGAAGACUCAUAAACUCCAUGUCAUAGCUGAAUUUUGCACAACUCCAUGAAGAUGGCAGCAGUAAAGCCGGGGUGGUUUUUAAAGCACUUAGGCUGACAUAUUCGUCCAGGGCAUGGCGAGGAGGAGUAAAGAAGGCUGCUGUUCUGUGCUGCAGAUGAAUGAAGACAAUGCACGCUUUGGUUUACUGGCAACGCUGAUUCUAAUUUACCUGCUGUGUGGAGCAGCAAUCUUCUCGGCCAUCGAACACCCCGGUGAGCUACAAGCCCAAAAGCUCUGGAAGAUGCGUCUUCGAAAUUUCACACAGACCUUCAACGUCAGCCCCGCAGAACUGAUGGCCUUCUUGAGGCAAUAUGAGGAAGCCAAUGUGGCGGGGAUUCGAGUUGAUGCCCUGAGGCCUCGAUGGGACUUCCCUGGGGCAUUUUACUUUGUGGGCACAGUUGUUUCAACAAUUGGGUUUGGCAUGACAACACCUGCCACCAUCAGUGGAAAGAUCUUUCUCAUCUUCUAUGGGCUGAUUGGCUGUGCCGCCACCAUUCUCUUCUUUAACCUCUUCCUGGAACGCAUUAUCACCAUGUUGGCAUACAUACUGAGAUGGGUUCAUGAAAGGCAGCUGCAUCGCACUGGCGUCCGCAUGUCGUCUGAGCACCGCUGUGGCUCAGCAGGUGACGUCGAUAGUCUUGAAGGCUGGAAGCCCUCUGUCUACUACGUGAUGCUGAUCUUAGGAGUGGCGGCCUUGCUCGUUGCCUGUUGUGCUUCUGCAAUGUACUCUUCCAUGGAAGACUGGAGUUACUUUGAUUCUUUCUACUUUUGCUUUGUUGCAUUCAGCACAAUUGGCUUUGGCGAUCUAGUGAGCAGUCAAAAAGAACAUUACCAAAGCCAGAAUGCUUACCGUUUUGGGAACUACUUGUUCAUUAUAAUGGGCGUUUGCUGCAUUUAUUCUCUUUUUAAUGUCAUUUCAAUUGUCAUCAAGCAGAUCCUCAAUUGGAUAUUGGCCAAGAUAGACUGUCGCUGCUGCCGGCGCUGGCAAAAAAAGCAUUUCCGUCAUCAUCGCAAUGCGGUGAGACCAGCACCUAACAAGACUCGCCAGAAAAAUGCCUCCAUUGAUACGGUCUGUGACAGUGAAACUGACGGGCGCCGCAUGUCAGGGGAGAUGAUAUCCGUCAAAGACUUUCUGGCUUCCAAUAAAGUCUCCUUGGCAAUUAUGCAGAAACAGCUUUCAGAGACUGCAAAUGGAGCCCGACAAACUUAUAUCCACCAUAAUGGCUUUUCUGGGGGAAUUGGAGCUCUGGCUAUCAUGAAUAACCGGCUUGCUGAGACCAGUGUGGACAGAUAGCAUUUAACAGAAUAAAAGCUGACAGUUGUAACUGAAGAUUUUCUCAGAAUUUUUUUUUGCAAGUGACAUUGUCUUUGAAAAACCUCUGAAUUAUUUUGUUUCUUGG